UUUGGUUUCGUUUCAAAGCAUGAAGAAGCCUCCAACUCAGACCUCUUCUUCCACUUUUUUUUUUUUUUUGUUUUUUCAGUUUUAAUUUCUCUUCAAACCUUCUUUCUCUCUUUUUCAUCUUGCUACCUUCUUCAUACUUUGGACCUUAAUCAACACAACUACCACAAUUGAGUUCAGUUUUCUGAACAAGUGAACUUCUAGUGAUAGUAUUAUGCAAGAUCAAGAUGAUUGAGUUGUUUGAAUAUCAAGAGAGAGCAAGGAAUGGUUAAUCAAGCUGAUUUAGUUAUCAUUUGUGUCUCUGUUGGGGUGGCCCUUGGAGUUUUGAUUGCUUGCCUCAUAUAUUUUGGCAUAAGGUGGUAUAAGAAGCGAAGUCAUCUUGGUCGAUCUGCGAAUGAACCUAGUUUAACGACUCUCCCUAUACGAACAAAUGGAUUAGGAACGAGCAUUGACUUCAGUGCUUCUCUCACCAGUUCCAUAGCCACUUCAAGGUCACCAAAUCCUCAAAAAAGUUUGCAUUCAACUUGGUGGAAUCAUCAGAACACAGAUGGGUUUGCUUCAACAUCAGGCAUUCUAAAGUACUCAUACAAAGAAAUUCAAAAGGCCACACAUGACUUCACAAAUACAUUGGGACAAGGAUCAUUUGGCACAGUUUAUAAAGCCACAAUGCCUACAGGAGAGGUGGUAGCUGUCAAGGUGCUUGCUCCCAAUUCCAAACAAGGGGAGAAAGAAUUUCAAACAGAGGUGCUUCUGCUAGGAAGACUGCAUCAUCGAAAUCUUGUAAAUUUGUUAGGAUACUGCAUAGAUAAAGGACAGCAUAUGCUGGUUUACCAGUUCAUGAGUAAUGGAAGUUUAGAAAACCUUCUAUAUGAUGAAGAAAAGAAAUUGAGUUGGGGUGAAAGGCUGCAAAUUGCUGUUGAUAUUUCACACGGAAUAGAAUAUCUUCAUGAAGGGGCCGUCCCACCCGUCGUGCACCGUGAUUUGAAAUCAGCUAAUAUAUUGCUAGAUCAGUCAAUGAGAGCUAAGGUUUCUGAUUUUGGGCUCUCAAAGGAAGAGAUCUUUGAUGGCCGUAAUUCUAGCCUUAAAGGUACAUAUGGCUACAUGGAUCCAGCAUACAUUUCCUCGAGCAACUUCACAAUGAAGAGUGACAUUUAUAGUUUUGGUAUAAUAAUUUUUGAGCUUAUCACUGCAAUCCACCCACAUCAAAAUUUGAUGGAAUAUAUCAAUCUUGCUGCAAUGGAUUAUGAUGGUGUAGAUGGGAUUCUUGACAAGCAACUUGUGGGAAAAUGCGAUCUUGAAGAAGUGAGACAGCUUGCUAAAAUUGCACACAAAUGUUUGCACAAAUCACCCAAGAAACGCCCCUCCAUUGGUGAGGUUUCACAGGGUAUAUUGAGGAUUAAUCAAAGGCGCCUCAUGAAAGAGGACACCAUGUCAUUUGCAAGUGACAACAUCUCUCGAACUGUGAGUCAAAUAGAGGAUCAACAGGUUGAAUUGAGUAAAAUAACCACCAUGAACCACGGAGAAAUGGGGUGAAAGCAUAUUCAUAUACUUGGGGUGAAAAAUCUUUUUGUAGUCUUUGGAACAAGAAAGUUUAUAGAAGAAAAAAAAUCAUUGAAUCAACCACUAACUGCAAAAUAUGGAAAUGCAUGUCCAUGUUCUUGCAAAUGUGAGGCAAAGUGGACAGAUAACAAAAGCGGAUCCUAUACUACUGUGAAACAUGAUUUGAUUUGUAAAUAAUCAAUUCUGUCUUGCGAGUUUUGGUAGGAAAUUAACAGAAAUAAAUUCAAUUUUUUACCAUCAAUCAUUUAUACGGAUAAAUGUAAGAGCUUUCUGAGGAACAAAUAAAGAUAAUAUGGAUGAUUGACAGGAAUAAGUUUCCCUUUUACUCGGACGAAUAAUUGAA
This is a messenger RNA of Cajanus cajan (pigeon pea), 1900 nucleotides long. Its product is annotated as calcium/calmodulin-regulated receptor-like kinase 2. Gene Ontology annotation, molecular function: protein kinase activity; ATP binding. Gene Ontology annotation, biological process: protein phosphorylation. Lineage: Eukaryota; Viridiplantae; Streptophyta; Magnoliopsida; Fabales; Fabaceae. The record is from RefSeq and is a predicted model, not a curated record.